CACACGCACCGUCCGCCGCCAGUUUAACCCGCCAGCGCAAAACCUCUCACCGUCGUCAACCUCAACCACCCCCCCAAGCAACCGUCAAAAUGGAGAACGAGAAGGGAGAGAUCGUCGAUCUCUACGUCCCCCGCAAGUGCAGCGCCACCAACCGCAUCAUCAAGGCCAACGACCACGCCUCCGUCCAGAUCUCCAUCGCCAAGGUUGACGAGAACGGCCGCUACACCGGUGAGAACCACACCUACGCUCUGUGCGGUUUCAUCCGUGCCCGUGGUGAGAGCGAUGACUCCCUGAACCGCCUUGCCCAGCGUGACGGCUACGUCCGCAACGUCUGGACCGCUGCCCGUCAGCGCUAAGCUCUUUUCUCCUCCUUUUGUUUGAGAGAGUGACGUGCGGUGUUGGGAUGAAUUUGGAAGUGGGUGGUUAUUGAUGAUGGAUGAAGAUAUUUAACUAUAUCUCCAAACAACAAAAAGGGAAUCCUUUUCACAAUGAAAUGAAAAAACUUUUCUUAACUUUUCCAUCAACAAUUCAAUUUCCAUCCUGCU
Messenger RNA from Aspergillus neoniger CBS 115656, 545 nucleotides. RefSeq names its product 40S ribosomal protein eS21 (gene rps21). Gene Ontology annotation, biological process: endonucleolytic cleavage in ITS1 to separate SSU-rRNA from 5.8S rRNA and LSU-rRNA from tricistronic rRNA transcript (SSU-rRNA, 5.8S rRNA, LSU-rRNA); translation; endonucleolytic cleavage to generate mature 3'-end of SSU-rRNA from (SSU-rRNA, 5.8S rRNA, LSU-rRNA). The record is from RefSeq and is a predicted model, not a curated record. Bases 90 to 356 code for a protein of 88 amino acids. NCBI's taxonomy places the organism in Eukaryota, Fungi, Ascomycota, Eurotiomycetes, Eurotiales, Aspergillaceae. The transcript has 3 exons. Gene Ontology annotation, molecular function: structural constituent of ribosome. Gene Ontology annotation, cellular component: cytosolic small ribosomal subunit; ribosome.